AUGUCCUUGACCGCCGCCGAGAACGAGCACCGCUGGACAGGCGCAACGGUGCGCGCAGCUGGCACCGAGCAGGUCUCGGCCCUUCUGCCGCCCCGCACGCCCGAACAGCGCACCGUCCUGGGCAAGGCGCGUGCAUACCAGUGCUACUGCGGCACAAACGUCGUGGACAAGAGUGACAGCUACUGCUCUCAAAACUGCGCGCGCAACGACGCCUUUUCGUCUCUCACACACACCCGCGGAGCCUCUAUCGGACGCGGCCUGGCGGACGCACUCAAGGCCCACCAGCAGCUCCUCCAGGAGCCCUUUGACGACGAGGCAUCAUCCCGUCGCAUGGCGCGGACCGACCACCGCCGUGAAGAGAGGCGCGAGGAGCGGCGCCGGCGCCGCCCCGACCCCACCACCGACGGCGGCAACCUCUCGCCAGUCUCUUUCCGCGCUUCCUCUGCCCUCUCCAACCUCUCACCAUCUCGCGUCCCGGAACUCGUGUCCUCGCACUCGCGCAACACGUCCAACGCGUCCAGCAUCUUUUCGUUGGCGUCGGGCGGGUCGCUCUCGCGUAACCCAUCCACCUCGUCGUCGCGACACCCCAACGCGGCUUCGAUGCUCAUUGACGACGCCAUCAUGGAGGAUGACGGCGAGGACCUCGACAUUGGCUCCCACCGCUCCACCCUCAAGGCUCAGUCUCGCCGGCGCAACCACGCAAGCUCGCCCAAGCUCACAGUCGCUACCGACAUGAGGGUGCACGACAUGCUCGACGAGCUCAUCAACAUGGAGCAGGACUUCCGCGUCUCAGAAUCGCCCGAGCCAGAGUUUGAGGAGAGGCUGGCUUCACCCUCUACCCCCAUCCAGUUUACGCCUCUUCACAACCGUCCUCCCCGCACACCUUCACCCGUGCUUGGUGGUCAGCCCAGCAUGCCCCCGCCCGCUCCCAACGCGCCAGACCGCCGCAGCUCGCUUGUCCACUCGCGUCCCUCCAGUGGGUUUGUUCACCAGUCGUCCCUGUCCGAGUCCCACACGGCUCUGUAUCUCGCCACGGCCUCGCCCAUGCCAUCCAAGAACAGCCGCCACCGUCGUUCAGCGUCGCCCAAAUUCAGUGUCCGCCGCAGCAUCUCGUUCACACCGUCGGCUGCUGGCCCUGCGUUCGCGCGCGCUCCUCGCAGCCGCUUGGACUCGCCCAACGUCACUCCAGUCCACCGCAGGCAUGUCACCCCGACUGCCCACCACCCCGCAAUGGACGGCUGGCGCUUCCCCACAUCCAACAACGUCACCCCCACGCGCCCCGCCUUUUCAACCCCAGGCGAGCCGGCCUCACCUAUCCAGCCUUCCCUUCUUUGGCCCGACGAGAACGCAGACCUCGGACCAGCGUGGUCGCCGGGCCGCACCAUUAGGGCUCCUACCACCCACAUUUCUCCUCCUCGUUCGGCCCUCCGCCUGGGCGACCUGAUUCGCUCAGGCAGCACCAACGACAUCGACAUGGAUGAUUCGGACGACCGCUCCGCCACCAUCCGUGGAUCCAUCCUCAUGGCCCCCGUGCCCCCAUUCGCACAGCGCGGGUGGUAA
This is a messenger RNA of Apiotrichum porosum, 1560 nucleotides long. RefSeq lists its product as uncharacterized. NCBI's taxonomy places the organism in Eukaryota, Fungi, Basidiomycota, Tremellomycetes, Trichosporonales, Trichosporonaceae. The coding region runs from base 1 to 1560 and encodes 519 amino acids. The record is from RefSeq and is a predicted model, not a curated record. The transcript is spliced from 2 exons.